Gallus gallus (chicken) is the source of this 3624-nucleotide messenger RNA. RefSeq names its product interferon type A1/A2-like. NCBI's taxonomy places the organism in Eukaryota, Metazoa, Chordata, Aves, Galliformes, Phasianidae. The record is from RefSeq and is a predicted model, not a curated record. Gene Ontology annotation, cellular component: extracellular region. Gene Ontology annotation, molecular function: type I interferon receptor binding; cytokine activity. Bases 597 to 1178 code for a protein of 193 amino acids. The transcript has a single exon. Gene Ontology annotation, biological process: humoral immune response; T cell activation involved in immune response; response to exogenous dsRNA.
CAACCCAGAGCUCCUCACGCCACCGGAAACUACCCAAGGUUCUCCCAGCACGCAUCACUUUUCCAUGCUUUGUAAAAAACAAACAGAAACAAUGCACAGAAAGCAAACCACGGGCAACACACAUCUCACUCAAGUCGAAAGACCAAGACCCAUUACAGCACUAGGGCAUUACGUAAGAAAAGUAGAGUUGAACAGGAAGAGGGAUUUCACCAAAGGACACACCAGAGCUCUCGCCGCACGCCUCAGGGAAAGGAUGAAAAAAAAAAUAGCUGCACAACAGCUGACCCAGAAGAUUCCGCCCCACCACUUUCACAUCCCCCUCCCGGCCCUCGCAGCCAGCCACCCCAGAACACACCGCCGGACCAGGAUCUCCACCAACCGCCCCACACACAGACAAGGCACUUGCUCCCAGACCACAAAAACCAAUAGCCAAAAGUGAAAGCCACAGACAAAAUCUCUCGGCAACAGGAAAGCGAGGAAGGGAAAGAUGCCACACCACAUAAAGCCGGCACCGUGGCUGCACACAGACCACUGCCACCACCCGCACCACCACCGAGCCCCACCAGGCUCCUGCCCAGCACAACGCGAGUCCCACCAUGGCUGUGCCUGCAAGCCCACAGCACCCACGGGGGUACGGCAUCCUGCUGCUCACGCUCCUUCUGAAAGCUCUCGCCACCACCGCCUCCGCCUGCAACCACCUUCGCCCCCAGGAUGCCACCUUCUCUCACGACAGCCUCCAGCUCCUCCGGGACAUGGCUCCCACACUACCCCAGCUGUGCCCACAGCACAACGCGUCUUGCUCCUUCAACGACACCAUCCUGGACACCAGCAACACCCGGCAAGCCGACAAAACCACCCACGACAUCCUUCAGCACCUCUUCACAAUCCUCAGCAGCCCCAGCACUCCAGCCCACUGGAACGACAGCCAACGCCAAAGCCUCCUCAACCGGAUCCACCGCUACACCCAGCACCUCGAGCAAUGCUUGGACAGCAGCGACACGCGCUCCCAGAAGCGAUGGCCUCGCAACCUUCACCUCGCCAUCAAAAAACACUUCAGCUGCCUCCACACCUUCCUCCAAGACAACGAUUACAGCGCCUGCGCCUGGGAACACGUCCGCCUGCAAGCUCGUGCCUGGUUCCUGCACAUCCACAACCUCACAGGCAACACGCGCACUUAGCCCCAAACGCACCUCCCACCCUUGUCCUAUUUAUCUAUUUAUUCAACUAUUUAUACAAACGCCUAUUUAUUCUUCUAUUUAUUCUUCUAUUUAUUCAGACAAAAUAAAGCUCUCCUUUUCAACACUGCCUGCGAGUGCCUCCUUUCGCUCAAUCACAGAAGCCCCUUUCGGGGGCAACCAAACCUGGGAUUCUCACACACAGCUCCGAAAACUCUGCUACCCGCUUACGUCUUGCGUAGUCCUGGCAGGGGGAGGGAGGUCCACGAGUUCGGCACAAAAAGCAGCCAAAGCAGGGACACCUGCAGCGGGCGGCAGGACCGUCCGGUUUUGGCUAACAAGGUUGAACAAAUCAGCUGAUAAUCAGUUUCAGCACAGAAGCUUGACGGCCACAGCGGUACCGCAGUGACGGGUUUUGCUUCGUUAAUGUGAAAUUAGCCCUACAGGUAACUCACGUCUCGAGUGCCAUGAUCAAGAACACAAAGGCGGCGUACCACUGCAGUAGAUGACUCUUCACGCAAAUCCUGUCAAACAUCGCCCCACAGGGAGAAACCCACAAGCUUCAGCUUCUAAGGGGAAGCAGAGCUAUCUUGGGGAAGCAGAGAAGAGAAAGGCAGAGAGAAGGAAGGAGACAAGAGAGCUAAGAGACGGGAAGCUACACUCAUCUUACUCCACCAAGACAGGGCACCUUCUUGGCAACCACUCUGCCUCACCCUCUCUCUGGGUGGAGAACACUGGGACAGCAUGGAUUUGGAUACCCCCAUGUCUUCGUUCCAGCUGGGACAGAAUUGUUCUCUUCAGAGCGCCUGCUACGAUGCGGCGUUUUGGUUCUAGGAGAAAAACAAUGCUGGUAACACACCGACGCUUAUUCUUGCCGCCAAGCGGUGCCGCACCGAGCCAAGGCCGUUCUCAGCAAAAGCCCCAAGGAGCUGGGAGGGAGCGGAGUUAGGACUGCUGACUUAAACUGGCCCAAAGGGCUAUCCCCCACCAUACGACAUCAAGCAGGAGGAGUUUUGAGGAGGGUGGGAGUUCAACUCGCUCGCUUGCUCUUCCGCUCCUCACGUGGCUGCAAUGCCGCUCUCCGUCCUAUCAGAAAAGUCACGGCUGUCAGGAAAAGUCCCCGGUGACUGCAAAAACGGAAACAUCGCUCCCCCUUCUAGGAAAAGGAGGAAGGAAGACGCGGGGAACUACAGCCAGGUGAGCCUCACCCCUCUGCCUAGGAAGAUCACGCAGCAGAUCUGCCAGCAACAGAGGGACGAGCAGGUGAUCCGACACAGCCUGCACGGCUUCACCAAGGGCAGAUCGUGCCUGACUAACCGGCUGGCCUCCUGCGAUGGAGUGACCGUAUCGGUGCACAAACGGAAGGCAACCGUUGCCAUCUAUAAGGACUUCUGCAAGGCUUGCACCACAUCCAUAUCACUAAAUCGGAGAGGCGUGGGUUCAAAGGCUGGACUACUCGCUGGAUGAGGAAUUGGUUGCAUGGUCGCGGCCUCAGGGCUGCCGUCAAUGGCUCUACGCCCAGGUGGAGGCCGGACACAAGUGGUGCCCCCCCAGGCUCCGCCUUGCGGCCACUGCUCCGCAACAUCCUUAUCAACAACACAGGUGAAGGCAUCGACUGCACCCUCAGCAAGUUUGCGCACUUCACGCAUCAAGCUGAGGAGAUUUUGGUGAGAGGCCAGAGCACGGCCACAAGGACAACCAGAGGGCUGGAGCACUUCUCCUACAAAGACAAGCUGAGGGAGCUGUGCCUGCGCGGUCAGGAAAACACAAAGCACCAGGGAGACCACGUUAUAGCCUGCCACUACUUAAAGGGACCUUAUAAACAGGAAGGAAAUCAACGUUCCACACGGGUAGAUAGCGACAGAACACGGCUUUAAAAUAAAAGAGAUUAAGAUCAGACGCCACGGGGAGAUGCAGGUGAGCCACUGGCACAAAAUGCCCAGAGAGAUUCUGGAUCCACCAUUCCCAGGGGUGCUCAAGGCCAGGCUGGAUGCAGCACUGGGAAGCCUGCUCUACAGCUUCAGUUUUGCGGUUGGCAACCGCGCCCGAGGCAGCGAGUGGGAACGAGAUGACCGCCGAGGCCCCUUCCAACCCAAGCCAUUCUAUGACUCAAAGGGGGCCAACGCGACAUCUGGAGUGGGAAACAUAAACACGGACUGAAAUGGCAGGACAAGGGGCGACGGCUUUCAGCUAAAAGAGAGGAGCUUCACAUUAGCCGUUAGCAACAGACUUUGUCCGUUGAGGGGAGGUGGGCCGCAGGAAAACCUCACCCAGAGAACCCGAGGAUGCCCCAGCACGGGAAGCCUCCAACGGCAGGCUGGAUGGGGCUACGGGCAACCCGCUCGAGUGGAAGGCACCCCUGCCGACGGAAAGACGGUUGGAAGCAGAUGGCAUCUGAGGUCCCUUCCAACGCAAACCACCCUCUCAUUCCCUCAACUCCUCCAGUCUC